Messenger RNA from Corticium candelabrum, 2889 nucleotides. Its product is annotated as F-box only protein 38-like. The record is from RefSeq and is a predicted model, not a curated record. NCBI's taxonomy places the organism in Eukaryota, Metazoa, Porifera, Homoscleromorpha, Homosclerophorida, Plakinidae. The transcript is spliced from 2 exons. The coding region runs from base 98 to 2746 and encodes 882 amino acids. Gene Ontology annotation, biological process: protein K48-linked ubiquitination; SCF-dependent proteasomal ubiquitin-dependent protein catabolic process. Gene Ontology annotation, cellular component: cytoplasm; nucleus.
GUGACACCGCACGUGACCUGUGUGCGCAAUUGGAAGGAACCGACGAUUCGUUUCGUGGUUAUCUAGAAAGAGUCUGCAGGUGUGAUUUGAUUCUGCCAUGGCAUCUUCUAAGAGAAGAGGUGAUGUUGCUAAGGAAGCAAUCACCACAUCUCGAAUGCCAGCUGAGAGUGAAGACCACCCGUCUAAACAAGCUAAACUUGAUGAAAAUGUAGUUCAAGUGCAAACAGCCAUUGAGAAAACAGGUCCUGGACUUGAAGACCAAGCAAUUGACACACUAGUGAAUAUUUUCAGUUACCUUUCACUUUCACAAUGCCUUAAGAUAGAGCACUUGCACUCCAAAUUUGCUGAAGCUGUGACUGUGACCUUGAGGCAUUGGAAGAAGGUCAACCUAACCGAAGAAUGCAUGUCAUUGGAAGUGCCCAAGACACUGACCGAUGAGAGGUUUAUCUACUUGAUGAGACGUUGUGAAAAUGUACAAGUUGUUGAAGGUGUCCAUCCCCAAGAUACACGACCACUGAAUGAAAACAGAGUCAAAUUGACAGCAGAUGGCGUGAUCAAAGGACUAAAGCUAUGCUCUAAGCUGAAAGAAAUUGGCACCUCCUCUGUUCCUGUUUUCAACUUCCUGAUACAAGAAAGACCCGAGGUGCAUAUUCUUGGCCAAUUUUCUGCUAAUCGUCAUGGCACCUUUCCAGCUCUUCCAACUCAUGAGGUCAUUCUUCGUCCCAAAAUGCAAGUCAAUUCUCUAAAUUUAAGUGCAGUUCAUGUUUCUUCCCUUCCUGAAAUGCCUCAGCUUGCGGAGUUGAUUCUCAAAUGGGUCGUGUUCACCAAGCCGCAACCAUUUCAGGAGUUCAAGGCUCCUUGGCUUCAACGUUUUAGUAUGAAACAUUGUUCAUGUAUAGGAGAUCCACAGUUGACAUACGAGCAAUUAUUCGUCGGUCUUGGUCAAGCCCAUCAUCUUAAGCACUUGGAGUUAGCUCGUGUACCUUUCCCAGCUGGUUGCCUUCAUGAAACAGCAUCCACUUUGGCUCAACCUGAAAUGCGCAGCUUCCGGUUUAUCUCUAACCUCACUAUGGCAAUGUGCUCAUCUGCAACAGAAGUAGACCUCGGGUAUCUGAUUGCUCUGUCUGCUCUUUCAAUCCAGAACCUAUAUAUCCAACCAUCAUUGAGCUCAGAAAUCAUGUUUACUGCUUUGGCUGCAACCAAUGUAACUAUUACUCAGCUCGAAUUCCUUCAUCUCGGUUAUACCGAUGACUUCCCUGCUUGCAAUGAAAUGGAUGAAAAUGACAUGGAGAGGCACGGACUGGUGCCCUGCCAUGACACUGACUGUCCAAUAACAGAUACGGGAAUGCAACGUGUUUUUCAAGUCUUUACAUCAUUAAAGCGACUUCUUGCUCACAAUUGUUCGUUUCUAGUUCACCCUGACAAAUGGUUCAGCGAAGGCUCUUGCCAGAAUCUUAUUGAAUUGAAAUUAAUCAAUUGCAGUCAAAUAUCGACUGCAAGUUUGAGUAAGCUGAUCAUUGAGCUCCCACGUUUACAACUUCUUUCGCUCGAGAGGGUUGGCUCCCCUGUUGCUGACAUGGUAGAUGCUGAACUUCAUGGCUCGGUUGUCCCUUCUACUGCCACACAUGCUGUUGUGCAAGCAUUGGGUAUGCUUGGUAUCACCAGCCAAUCUGUUACUGCCAUGUAUGCAAAAGACAGUAUCAGUCACUUCACAAUUUCAAGCCAAACUCUACGAAAUGUGAUGAUUACUAAAUGCAAGUAUAUGGCAGUUAUGCUGAAGGAUUGUUCUCAGUUGGAAGAUUUCUCGCUUACAGAAUGCGAGAACCUUGUCAGUCUAGUUUUCCAAGACUCUAAACUGUCACGUGGCCGGAUUUCCAAAUGUCCAUCUCUCAAACCAGAAGGCUUUCUUCACAGUCUGUCGUUACUUCCUUCCACUAGCAGUCAUCUCAUGGUUUACCAUACCAAUGAUGCUUGCAUAAACCGUGAUGAUAUUGAACUGACUUUGUUUAGUUCAGCCUCUUCAUAUCAUGUUGGUGUCAUUUACGAUAAAGUAUGUCCUCUUUCAGUUCGCACACAAGUACGAAUGAGAGCUUGGAUUGAUUGGAUCGAAAGGAUCAAUUCAAAGCUCUUAGCUGAAGGCUUUCCUCCUGCAAAGGUGGAGUCAUAUGAUUACAACUCCCCAGGCAUAGUCCGGGCUGGGGAAACACCACCCACAGUUUUGUCAAAAGAACCGAGUGAUAAACAGACAGUUGAUGACAAAACAAGUGAGCCUGAGUCAGCACCUGCAGCUGCUGCUGCUGCUGAAAGUACAACAAAUGCAAGUGCAACAAAUGCGACUGGAAAGACAGAGAAAGGAGCAACAGGAGGGAAACCAAAGAAGAAACUUAAGAAACGGAUGAGAGGACCACCAUCACAAAUUGAAACAGAAUGGAGAUGUGGACGUGAUGUACGUCGGUAUGAAGGGCAAUGCAUGGCGGAAGGCACAACAGGUGACUUUGUUUACGUUGGUGAUUUGCCGUGGAUGGAGGAACUUGCCUACACAAAACUACUAAAGAAUUGGAAAGAAGCUGGAAUAUUUGCACCAACCGUUCCUGCCAUACCACUGUUUAGACCAGCUGUGACUGUUGAUCAAUGCAUAGAGACACUAAAGGAAAGUGUUGAGGCUAAGAAAGCAGCUGGGAUUGGAGUGCACAAGAAAUGCCUCGUUCUGAUCGUCAGCACUGCUGAAGAGAAAGAACGAAAAUAAUGAUGCUAAGCAGUAAUCAACUGUAUGACUGUAUUUGACUAGAAAUCAUUGCUAUUGGUCAUUGAGCAACUGCUAUUUUCCUAGAGCAACUAUUUUGCUGUUUGAGUCAGUUUGCUACGUUUUGCUUUUUUAAGAAUGCGAGA